GGCGUCACUUCCUCUUCCUGAUAACAGGAAGCUCGUGUCUGAAGUAACGUGAAGUUAGAGGAGUCUUGUUCUGUCAGAGGCGAACAUGGGCGUAACGUGUGUGUGCCAGGUGCCGGUGGUGGAGGGGAAGAGUGUCCAGCAGACAGUGGAGAUGCUGCACAGGAAGCUGGAGCAGCUGGGAGCAGUGAAACAGGGCAGUUUCUGCGUGGACUGUGAGACCUACCAUGCAGGGGCCAUGGGCACUACAGGGCAGCCCACCAAGUUCCUGUACGUAAUGCACAACUCGGAGAUGCCUUUGAGCUGCUUCGCUCUCUUCGAGGGCGGGCCCUGCCUGGUGGCCGACCCCAACUUCGACGUGCUGAUGAUCAAGCUGAAGGGCCACUUCCAGAACGCCAAGGGUAACAAGGUGGAGAGCCGUGGCACGCGCUUCCAGUACUGCGACUUCCUGGUCAAGGUUGGCACCAUCACCAUGGGCUCCAGCGCCAGAGGGAUCUCUGUGGAGGUGGAGUACUGCCCAUGUGGGGUGCCCAACGACUGCUGGAAUCUGAUGAAGGAGUUCAUGCAGGGAUUCCUGGGACCCCACACCCCCGAACUGCCCAUGGUCUUCACUGCCAAACCCGACGGCAUCUACAGCCCCUCCGACUGCUCGGACACCAUGGCGCAGUACCUGGAGCUCUUCGGCAAGGUGCGCAAGCAGCAGGUGGCAAUCGGGAGCAGCAUGCGCUGAGAGGAGGCCCCCGAGUUCCAGAACAGGUUCCCACCCCUCCACGAGCCUGAGCCAGCUGUGCUUGUGUGUGCGCGGGUCCGAGUGGGACACUGGACUUCCUGCGCGAGAGGCACAGCAGCCUGCUGGAAAGCUCCUGGCGCCUGGAGAAACAUUCCUCCUGUUCCAGCUCAUAGCAAGGGGAUCAUCCCAGUGUGCUGUUGACAAAUACUGAAGGUUAAAGGUGUUUGCGCGCUCUGCUAGAACUUGUUCCAGGCGGCCGCAAAAACUUUUCAAGUGUUUCCUUUGCAAGGAAAAUGAUUCUUAUAAUGUGAUCCUCCUUCUUCAAGUUAAGUAAAAACUUGGUCAGUU
Lepisosteus oculatus (spotted gar) is the source of this 1075-nucleotide messenger RNA. RefSeq names its product mediator complex subunit 20 (gene med20). The record is from RefSeq and is a predicted model, not a curated record. Lineage: Eukaryota; Metazoa; Chordata; Actinopteri; Semionotiformes; Lepisosteidae. Gene Ontology annotation, cellular component: mediator complex. Gene Ontology annotation, molecular function: transcription coactivator activity. Gene Ontology annotation, biological process: regulation of transcription by RNA polymerase II.